AUGAAGCCUCACAAAGUAUCCGAGACUCUACAACAGCUGGCAGGGAGGACCAUAUCCAACAUGGCAUGCAUCUUGCAAGUGCAUGCCUGCGUCGUCGUCAUUGAUCCUCCAAUAGACGUGGACGCCGAGCUGCGAGCUGCACAUCAAAGACUGACGAGGGGGCACGAUUUGAGCUGGGGGGGUGGGGGUGGGGUUGGGGGUGGGGGUGGGGUGGGGUGGGGUGGGGGUGGGGGUGGGGGUGGGGGGGGGGGGGGUAAAAGCCCGCCCGGGCCGGCCUCCAAGCGGGUGAGGACUGCGUACACCAGCGCGCAGCUGGUGGAGCUGGAGAAGGAGUUCCACUUCAACCGCUACCUGUGCCGCCCGCGGCGCGUGGAGAUGGCGAACCUGCUGAACCUGACCGAGCGCCAGAUCAAGAUCUGGUUCCAGAACCGGCGGAUGAAAUACAAGAAGGACCAGAAGUCCAAGGGGAUCAUGCACUCGCCCCUCGCGCACUCCCCGGACAGGAGCCCGCCCCUGAACGGCCCGAGCCACGUGGGCUACGCCGCUCAGCUGCCGAGCGUCAACGGCCUCGGCUACGACGCGCCGUCGCCGCCGCCGCCGCCGCCGCCCUUCGCCAAGGCCCAGCAGAACAUGUACGGCCUGGCCGCCUACACGGCGCCGCUGGGCGGCUGCCUCCCGCAGCAGAAGCGCUACCCGGGCCCCGAGUACGAACACCACGGCAUGCAGGGCAACGGCGGCUUCGCCGGCGCCAGUUUACAGGGCAGCCCCGUUUACGUCGGGGGGAAUUUUGUCGACUCUAUGCCGGCCUCGGGCCCCAUAGGGCUGCUGCUGCUGCUGCACACUGACGCCUACAAAUCAUCCCGGGGCUCCAGUUGA
This is a messenger RNA of Lampris incognitus (smalleye Pacific opah), 876 nucleotides long. RefSeq names its product homeobox D3a (gene hoxd3a). Gene Ontology annotation, cellular component: nucleus. The transcript is spliced from 6 exons. Lineage: Eukaryota; Metazoa; Chordata; Actinopteri; Lampriformes; Lampridae. The coding region runs from base 1 to 876 and encodes 291 amino acids. Gene Ontology annotation, biological process: regulation of transcription by RNA polymerase II. Gene Ontology annotation, molecular function: DNA-binding transcription factor activity, RNA polymerase II-specific; RNA polymerase II cis-regulatory region sequence-specific DNA binding. The record is from RefSeq and is a predicted model, not a curated record.